Molecule: messenger RNA, 790 nt
Organism: Lasiosphaeria miniovina
Lineage: Eukaryota; Fungi; Ascomycota; Sordariomycetes; Sordariales; Lasiosphaeriaceae
Exons: 2
Coding region: 1-645 (214 amino acids)
Source: RefSeq, a predicted model, not a curated record
AUGGCCACCACCACCCCUGCCGGCAACGGCAGCGGCAGCGACGACGGCGCCGGCAACGGCAGCGGCAGCGACGACAACACCGGCAACGGCAACGGCAGUGGCAGCGACGACGACACCGGCAACGGCAGCGGCAACGGCAACGGCAACGGCAGCGGCAGCGGCAGCGACGACGGCGCCGGCAACGGCAACGGCAACGGCCAACGUGGCCGAAACAUGAAGGAUUGGGCGCGGGCGCUGCGUGGCUGCAUCACCAUCGAUGGCAACUCGGCCAUCGCCGAGUCGGACGAAGAGUCCGACAUCGAAGGCAUCCAUCAAACAUCGGUAUUAACAAGCAACUCCCUCACAGCUCCGCCGGUCCCCGUCCACCGACGGGAGAGAAAGGCCCCCGAGGGGGGAGUUUUGCGAGCCCUUUUGGACUUGAAACCUGGGUCCGGCGCCGCCUCCUCCGGCACCAUCGCCACCGCCACCGCCACCGCCACGACCACCACUGCUGAUUCUUCUUCCUCUGCUGCGGCCGCCCCCACCGCAGCCACCACCACCACCACCGCGCCGCCGCCGCUCGCGUGGAACGCGGGCCGCGAGCAGGAUCCCGCCCUGAUCGCCGAGAUGGACGUCAGUGUCCGAGACUUUGCAUACCCCGCCUAGAAGCAGGCGGUGAGGAAUUCGGGGCUGGGCCGGGCCGAUGACGACGACGACGGCGACGAAGAAAUUGGGGCUGGGCCGACGGCGGCGACGAUAACGGCGACGACGACGGCGACGACGACGACGACGACGACGACGACGACGACGA